AUGAAACUGAUCGAUAGUAGCGGACCAGCGGCCAACAAUGCUUUCACCACCAGCGUUGCCACGGCCUGCGCUCUUGCCCCGGAGAUGAAGUAUAUCUUGGGUAUAGACGUGGGCAGCACGGUGAUACGGUGCCAUGUGUACGACAAGGCGGCGGUCCUCAAAGGAUUUAGUAGCAAACAGAUAGAGGCUCUUUAUCCUCAGCCCGGUUGGGUUGAAUUAGACCCUGAAAGUCUGUGGACCCAGUUCAUUGAUGUGAUUAAAGAAGCAGUUCAAGUUGCAGGACUUAAAAUGAAUCAAAUCUCUGCUCUUGGACUUUCAACACAACGUGCAACUUUUAUUACAUGGAACAAAAAGACAGGGAAACCUUUUCAUAAUUUCAUAAGUUGGCAAGAUGUGAGAGCUGCUAACCUUGUUAAAUCCUGGAACAGAUCUUUUUUAAUGAAGGCAGUCCAUGGUAUUUCUUCUUUGCUGCACUUUUUCACUCGGAUUAAUAAACUUCUACUAGCCCGUUCUUUUAGUUUUACAACACAGCAUGUCUCUUUAAGACUGGUUUGGGUUUUACAGCAUUUAUCUGAGGUAGAAAAAGCUACUAAAGAUGACAAUUGCUGUUUUGGAACAGUUGACACAUGGUUACUUUAUAAACUCACUAAAGGUGCAGUGUAUGCUACAGAUUAUUCAAAUGCCAGUACCACUGCAUUUUUUGAUCCGUUUAAGCUGCAGUGGAGUGACCUUUUUAGCAAGCUACUUUCCAUUCCAAUAUCGCUUUUCCCUCCAAUAGAGGACACUAGCCACAUUUUUGGAUUAGUUGAUGCUGAAAUAUUUGGAGUACCUAUUGCAAUAGCAGCUUUGGCAGCAGACCAGCAGGCAGCCAUGUUCGGACAGUGCUGUUUUGAUACAGGUGACAUAAAACUCACCAUGGGAACUGGUACCUUUUGGGAUAUUAAUACUGGAAACAACAUUCAUGUAUCUAAGAAAGGCUUGUAUCCAUUGGUUGGUUGGAAAAUUGGGAAUGAGAUCACCUACUUAGCUGAAGGCAAUGCUUCUGAUACUGGAAAUGCUAUCAAAUGGAUUCAGAGCUUAGAACUUUUUGACAAUGUUGAAGAGACAUCACAAAUGGCACAUAGCCUAGUAAAUUCGGGAGGAGUUUGUUUUGUUCCAUCUUUUAGUGGUUUGCAGAUACCUGUGAAUGAUCCUUACGCAUGUACUUCUUUUAUGGGGAUCACACCUACUACUACCAAAAAACAUCUUGUUCGAGCUGUGUUGGAAUCCAUCGCUUUCAGGAACAAACAGCUGUACGAUACCAUUACAACAGAGUUGAGCAUUCCAGCUAUGUCCAUUCGAGCUGACGGAGGCGUCAGUAAAAAUAGUUUUGUGAUGCAGAUAACUUCGGAUUUAAUCAAGAAAUCAAUAAACAAGCCUGACAGUACAGACAUGUCUUGUCUUGGAGCAGCUUUUCUAGCAGGCCUUGCUAUUGGAUAUUGGACUGACAAAGAACAACUGAAGACGUUCAGGCAAACUGACAUGGUUUUUAAGCCACAAAGAGAACCAAAGGAGUAUGAACCUGCCAUGAGUAACUGGAUAAAAGCUGUCUAUCGUUCUCUCUCUUGGUAUAGCCAGGCAUCUCAGUAAUUAAUAGUAUUUACAUGUUGGACAAUAUACCUCACCACUUUAUUUCUGCUUUAGACUUAAUUGUACUAAGCAGUUAUUGUUCUUGGACAAUAUUCAAGCAAUACAAAAAGUCUCCUGGAAUAGUAGUGAACCCCAGGUAGUAGUCAAGAGACUAAAUGUCUCUUGUGAGUGUUGUGUUCUCAGCGACGAUAAUCUAUAAUAGGUUUGAUUUUAUUCAUGAGAUCAAUAUAUAUAUAUAUAUAGGGAAUGUUCAGAUACCACCCUAGGAGAUUUCAUAUGGAAAAUCUAGAUUAAGAUUGUAUCAAAAAAUUAUUUCCAGAUAGACAGGAGCAUACCACAUACUUCUGUUUUCUACUAUAAAUCAUCUCCUUUUGGUAGAAAUAUAUUUAUUGGUAUUAUCUCCUCCUACUCCAUCCCCAAAUGAAAGAGACAAAGAUGCAUCCAUAUAGAUAAAUUGGUUCUAAGAUUGGAGACUGGCUGUCUAGACUAGAGAGAAAAACUGUAAAAGCUUUUUGUUAAUUUUAAGAUGUCUUCUUUACGGUAAAAACUAGUAAGUUAAAAGUGAAACAUGAUAUAGAAAACAACUACUUGCCAAAUGAUGUUUCAAACAUUAGAAUACAAAGACCACUAAAUUAUUAUGUGAAUUGACUCACCCUUGCAAUGAUGGCAUUAAUUUAUUAUAAUUUUAAAAAUGGUAAAAUCUGAACUUUCCAAAUUGCUUAAUUGGAAAUUGGUCAGCUGUCUUCUAUCUAUGUGAAGAAUUUAGGAUUUGCUGAUAGGGUCAGCAUAGUCAAUAUUGUCCAGUAAACUUUGGAAGUCUUGAUAUUCUGAUCUAAGAGAUAGGGAAAAACCUUUUAAAAGUUAAGUUUUUAGAAUCUUAACUUUAAAUUUAAACAGAAAUGAAAGAAGCUUCUCUUUCACGUGUUUAUUCAAAUAUUUGAUGUUUAAAAAUAAAAAUAGAUGCUUUUUUUUUACUCAUUAUAAACCCAAAGCGGAUCUCAUUGUUACUUUUCCUGCACUAUACAUUUCAGUACCUGAUACUUCAGAACUUAAAAAUUUUAUAGCAAUCACUAUCUCUAUGCAGUAUGUAAAUAUUGAAAGUAGAAUAUUUGGGAAAUAAUACAUAUCAACAUACUGCUUUCUGUGGUAAUUUCCAGAUUGCUGUGGUUAGGCCACAGAUUGUUAUGAGCCAGAAUACAUGUUUGGUCUUAAUUUUGCACUAGUGCAUUGACAUUACAUGUGAAAAAGAUCACUAUCAUGUCUUUGGCCAAUCUAGAUUGGCUGAUUGUCCUAGUUGAAAAUAAUGUCAUAUGCACAGUCUAAAUUUUUAUCAGAUUUUAAGAAAAGUACAUGAAUUUGGUCACAUUAUUUUUAUAUUUGCAUGGAACCCAGUUAAAUUUCUGCAAAGUAAUUGUAAUUUUUAUUUCUUAGAAAUUACGCAGCACCUAAAUUUUGUCACUAGGAAAUUUCAAUUUUAAAUACUAUAUAAAGUAAUUUUCAAUGCAUUAUAAAUACCUGCUGGCUGAGAUUAAGUCCAGUGCUAUGUUCUAUACUUGCCUAAAAAGCCAUCUUACACUAAUUCAGAUCUAUAAUCAAUUCAGCUCAGUACUCACUGGUAGAAGUUCAGAAGAUUCCUAGUAUUAAGAAAUACUAGAAAAUAUAGAGAGUCUUCAACUUACGACCAUAAUUGGGACUAGCAUUUCAGUUGCUAAUAUGGUCGUUUAGUGAGUCAUCAUGUGAUCGGACCUAAUUUUAUUAAUAUUUUUACUGUAGUUAUUAAGCUGAUCAUGUCAUUAAGCAAAUCAUGCAGUCAUUCCCAAUUCACUCUGUUGUCGGAAGUUGCAGGAAGAUCAUAAAUCACAGUCGUCGUGUGACAGCAAGAUGCCACAACCAUGAUAAACAAGAGCCAGUUGCCAAGUGCCCGAAUUGCAAUCAUGUGACCACAAGGUGGCACAAGCAGUUGUAAUUUCAAAUGUGUGUUUUAACUCAUUUUUCUCCCAAGGCAGUCAUAACAUCCAACCAUCAUUAGACAAAAGGUUGUUAAAACAAGGAUUACCUGUACAUUUGUAAACUUUAUCUUGGUAUUCAAAAAAUACUCUGUAGUGAAGUGAAAUUAAUUUUUGUCUCAGAAAUUUCUAAGCCAUGUAUAUAUCACUGUAUAUAUCACUGGCUACCCAGUGACAUAUCUUUGGUCUGAAAGAGAGAUAGAAGCUUUGCAGCAAGGCAAUCCUUCAUCUACGACCUAUUUUGUGAUGGAUCAAUAUAUUCAUCAGAGAUAAAGCAGAAUUGAACAGAAGGAUAACACAAAGGAGAAAAUGAAGUUAAGUGAGUUAAAGAUUUGUAGGCAAGUCUCAAAAAAAAUUGCACAAGUUUUGUUUCAAGUAGUAAUAUUGAAUCGCAGUUAAGUAUGAAAAUCACUGUGUGAUUUGAAUCGGUUGAAUUGGCUUCAGGUCCUGCCGACAUUUUGCUCCUAAUAAAUUCAUUAUAGGUUUUUAAGUUUUGCUCGAGGUUCAUGAUUUAAUUAGGGCAACUGCCAGAAUCCUGACACACUGCAAGAUUCUGAUUUAUGGUGCUAUAUAUCAUAAUAGCAAAGGCGUAAGUGCUAGAAGAAGGAAUGGGAGCAACUGGGAGCUUUCUUUUAAAUUCUGCAUGUUAGUGCUUUCUCUAUUUCUUGAGCCAGAACAUAAUUAGGAUAGUUAAUUAUAUAUAUUUCAUCUGCAUUUUAUACAUUACCGAUUAUAGUAACUAGAUUAUGUGAAUUAUAGGACUGAUCUAUGUCUAGUCACAAGAGCUGGAAAGGUUUAAAGACACCCACCCACCCACCCACACACACACACACACAAAAAAAAAAAUGCCAGUCCUCUUGUAGAAUACUCAUCACAUGCUAUUUAAUUGAAAGAACUAUUUCUAUUCUAUAAUAAAAUUAAUUGUAUUGUUCUGAAUUAAUGUACUGAUUAAUUUGAGCCACUACUUUGUUCAAGCAAUCUCUACAAUAUAUACUGUAUAAUAUAGCUGUAUUUUGUGCUUAUAUUUUCAUAAUAUAUGAUUUGUAAAUUGAAACCAGUUGUUACAAAGUUCUAAAUCAAGGCUGCUUUAAUUUAUACUGUGAUCUAUUACUUCAGAUGUAUAUAUUGAAUACUCACUUGUAAAUAUAAGUUCCAGUCUCAAAAUAUUUUGAAACUAUAAAUAUAACAGACUGAUUCUUAA
This is a messenger RNA of Notechis scutatus (mainland tiger snake), 4836 nucleotides long. RefSeq names its product glycerol kinase 5 (gene GK5). Gene Ontology annotation, molecular function: kinase activity. Gene Ontology annotation, biological process: phosphorylation; triglyceride metabolic process; glycerol metabolic process. NCBI's taxonomy places the organism in Eukaryota, Metazoa, Chordata, Lepidosauria, Squamata, Elapidae. Gene Ontology annotation, cellular component: mitochondrion. The record is from RefSeq and is a predicted model, not a curated record.